This is a messenger RNA of Xyrichtys novacula (pearly razorfish), 9001 nucleotides long. Lineage: Eukaryota; Metazoa; Chordata; Actinopteri; Labriformes; Labridae. The record is from the annotation of a GenBank genome assembly.
GUUUCGGUAAUCUUGAGGUAAAAUGGCGACGGGUGCCAUUUCCAUGGAGCCCAAGAAAAUAUCAGAAUUAAGAGUGGUGGAUUUGAAAUCCGAGCUGAAAAGAAGAAGUUUGGACACCUCUGGCAUUAAGAGCGUCCUCGUGACAAGACUGAAACAGGUAACCAAACAAUAAGCGAAUCCGCGCGGAAGUGAACGUAAACAGAGCUUUGAACUGCGAUGCAGCGACGCUAAAGCUAACAUUAGCCUCAGCGACGCGACACCCGAGCCUGGAGAGGUUCAGAUAGACCGAAACUAUUCUCAUAAUCGACGGCUUCUCUAAGCUGCCUAAUAUAUUACCGCAUGUCAGAAAGGUCAGAGGAAUAAUGCACAUUUAACCGAGCGACAUUCAAGCUUUCAGUCUUGAUGUUAUCCGGACUCUAACUCAUUGCGCGUUAUUGACUCCAGCUGUUACGAUCGCAGUGACUUGUUGUACCAUUAUCGUAAAUUUACGUCCACUGAGGAGAUGCAAAUGCAACCGUGAAAUUUCUUAUCAAGCGUCUGUAUAUGCCUGUUAUUGUCUUAAAUUGAUCGAUGCCUUUCAUUAUGAUGAUGAUGUUUGUGUGGUUUAUCUUUGAGAGGAUGACCUGACUAUGUUGGGAUCACCUACAAAAAAGACAAAUUGCUUGGUCUUGAUAAAGCAAAAUGCCCCACAAUUUUGCUUUUAAACUUCUACUUGUAAUUAGCACAUUAGAGUCAAAAUAAACCACAUCAUAUCUUGACUGUGACAGCAUGAUGAUUGUCUGAAAAUCUCCCUUUGACCUUAACCUGUUGAAACUGUCGGUUCUCAUUAAUUUAUUUUGAUUUUGAAGGCGAUUGAAGAUGAAGGUGGUGACCCAGAAAACAUUCAAACCCAGUCCUCACCUGACGCAGCAUCCCGAAAAAGUGGGAAAGCCAAAGGUAAUCCUUCAAUUCAGUGUAGAAAUGAGAGAGGCCGGUUUAGUCUGCUGUCCUUUUUUACAUUUGUUUUAUUUUCUGUGACUUCCAGUGAGAAAAGUGGAUUCGGACACGGACAUCCCAGGGGAGGACGAUAUGUUUUCCAAGGUGAAGUUUGCAUUCAUAUCAGUAAAUUGAGUGUCAUCCUGAUGGUCACCUGAGAGCGAUCCUCAUUGUUUGUGCACGAGCACUCUUGAAUUUGCUUAAAUACUUGGUAAAGUUAGAGGAAGCCACACUGACAUCGGUUCUGACUAUGGAAACUAAUGAUAACUAAUAUUGACAAAGACUGUAACCGUUAAACCAAGACUUGUUUGUCGAACAUGCAAAAUCAACUUGCCAGCGCUGUACAAAUAGAACCUGCUUUUGCUUCUGCGCCAACCUCUUUAUUUCUUUUUCAGGAAAACGAAGACGAUGAAUCAGAAAAAGGUAUGUAUGUCGACCAACUAGUGCCCAGUGUUAACAUAAAGUCGUUCCCUCUCUACAGUUUAAAUAUGUAUUGACUAGACCACUAAUAUGUAUAGCCUACAUCCUUUGGUAUUUUAUGACUUAUUAGCAAGUACAGUAUUGAGGUCACAGUGUGCCAAAAGGAGCACCAAGGACGUGUUUGAUCAGGGAAUUUCUGAUGAGAGACUCGUUUUUUUUUUUUUGUUGUUGUUGUUAUCUGUGUAUACAUGGAUCAUGGGGCAUGGGUUUGCCAUGUCUCCGGUAACACAACACCUUGAAUAAUUGAGAAUAUUAAGUGGAAAGUUUUGUUUACUUCAGUUGAUUUCUGCUUCCUCUGGCAAUCACCAUCCUAAACACCUCCCGGGAAACAAAGAGUGAAGAUUCUCAAAAUAUCUCACAAUGUAUCACCCAAUGAAUCGAAGGAACCGUGUCUAACAGAGGAUCGUUGCACUUCCCUGCAGAAAUUUGAAUUGAUAGCAUUGGUGGACAAACCACUGGCAAGUGCACAUGGCCUCUGUGAACACUUGAGUCCCUUUACCACAGGAAAAGGGAAUCUCAAUACAAGUCUCAAGUGAGACGCUCUGAUUUGGGAAGCUCAAGGGCAGCCGGACUCUGCAAAACUGUUUAGAGAUGAGGAGACCUUGUGUCUAGAGGCAAGUGAAAGAUCAAAAGACUCAAUUCAUCACAAACAUCCAUCCAAACCCCAAGCAUCUCCGCCAGCUUUCUGCAGCCCCCAGAAUGAUGUGUGCCGUGAAGAGCUUUGACUCAAAGCACUGCCGUGGACUGGCAAAGACAGACUAUUGUGAUCUCAGGCACACCUUUGUUGUGUGCAGUUGACUGGACACACUGUGGCAUAUUGGACUGUGUGAUGAAUAGUCUUCUGAUGUCUACCAUCGAGACAUAGGUGAUUUUGGUUAUUGAAGAAUCACUGGAUGAUAUUGAAGAUGGCCAAUAACUCAAGACAUUUCACACUCUGCCGAAUGGGAGGAAAACAAGGAUGAACUGCUCAGUUAUUCCUCCUCGUUUGAACUUUGUCCCAACUUUCCCAUCUGAAGAAGCGCCAUGUGAUGCAAGAAGAAAUGAUAGUUGCCUGCUCUGUAUGAGUAAUAAAUGAAGAACUUGUGUCAGGAGAUGAAGAGCACAGAUUCAUCCUCAGUUUUCACUGAAGAUUGUGUGUUUGUGUCUUCCUGUGGUGUCAGCGCCCUUGAUGACCAUUAACACUAAAUUUGCUUUCUAUUCUACUUUAUAGGUCCAGCCAUGUCGAUGUUAAAAGUUGUGUUUUGCCAUGUUUAUCCUUAUUAAAUCCCUCAGAUGUAACUGAUACAGAUGAUGGUACUCGUGAAAAUUCUAAGCCUGCACCCUGUGAGGACAGCCUCUCUCAGCCUGAGCCUGAGGCUGAGGUUGAGGCUGAGGCCGAACCCGAGUCAGAGGCUGUGGCGGCUGAGGCUGAGGCUGAUUCGGAGCCUGAGCCAGAUGGGAAUGCCGAAGCCGAGCCAGAGGUUGAUGCCGAGCCAGAGGGGGAUGAGGAUGCCGACCCAGAGAUGGAUGGGGGUGCUGAGCCUGAGGGGGAGGCUGAGGCGGAGGUAGACACCGAGCCAGAGAUGGAGGCUGAGCUGGCUGAGAUGAACGCUGAAGCGAUGAAUUCUGCUAAAGAGGCUGAGGACGAUCACCUCUCCGUCUCCAUCCAAAAUGAAGAUGCCAUCACCCUAGAUGUUGAUGGGGACGAUCUCCUGGAAACAGGUAAACAUGUGAAACUUCCAGAUCCAGAUGCCGAGAAGGGCACUGAUGAGCCAGAGGCCUCUGCUGAGACGGGCCCUGAUGAUGACACGAAGGGGGAAGAGAUGGAGGGCCACAAAGAUGGUAAGAGGGAUGACGGAUCCAGGUGCGAGCCCACGAAGAAAGACAGCAGAGAGGCCUUGAAGAAAGCUGAAACGGGAGAUAAAGAAAAGGAUUCUGGGAAGAAAGGCCCCUCCACUACUGGGGCAUCAGGUCAAGCAAAGAGGUUUGUCUUUCUAUGUCAGUCUUUUUGAUACUACUACCAAGUCCAACUCACUAAGAACCAGCAUUGUGGGUAGCCUCAAGAAUUUUUUUUUUUUUUUUUGCCAUAAGGGAAUUGUUCACAGAUGUACCUAAUCCUGCCAUUUACUUCUUUGAUUUGUUUUUCUGAAGUUGGUUAAAUUGUGAAAUUAACCAGACGAAGCCGAGCAAACACCUCUUAUUUGUUACUUUGACCUUCCCAGCAGUUUUAAAGCUGUUUCCUGUCUCUACACAAGCCAUUGUUAAAGGGCAAUAGUACCCAAGGUUGCAGUGAUUUUUUUUUUCCUUUUCGGCCAAACAAUUUGCUGUGAAGUUGAGCAAACCUCUGAAGAUUUCAUUGGUCCAGGGAGUAAAUUGGCUGACAACUUGACCCAUCUCACCACUGGAAAAGCAAUGAAGCCUUUGAGAUAUUGGUUCUGCGCCUUGCCCAAAGGACUUUUUUUGUGCGAAGAGCAAAUAAUAUGAUGUUUUGAUUCCAGUAAAUGACUGUGUGUCACUUAAAACCAAGGCUCUCUUUACCUUUACUCAUUUCCUCUGUCUGUUGUUACAACAUUUGCUUUAUAGCUCCUCAAGAGACAGGGAUGGAAAACCAGCAAAGGAGAAUUUGGGUAAGACUGAAUGAUGAAUGAUUUUACAUUCAAACAACAGGGGAACUGCUUUGUCAUACCAUUUCAACUCCUGAAUAUUGUCAUGUGCCCGGUGGUUAUUCAACAUUUCUUGGAAAUCAUCUUCUCCAGGUGUCGUCAGCAGUAGCAGCAGCAACAACAGCUCCUCUCGUAACAUAUGGGUGAGCGGCCUGUCCUCAAACACCAAAGCAGCUGAUCUAAAGAACCUUUUUGGAAAAUAUGGGAAGGUAAAUAAGAUGUUUGUGGAAUAAGUUGAUCCUAUUUUAUACCGGGAGGAAACUUCGUACACUUAUAAUCUGUUGAGUAGAAAACUGUAAAGCCAAUUCUUUUGAAAACAGGUUUUAAGUGCCAAGGUGGUCACAAAUGCUCGCAGCCCUGGUUCAAAGUGUUAUGGCUUGGUGACGAUGUCUUCAAGCACAGAAGUGGCUCGGUGCAUCUCACAUCUCGACUGCACAGAGCUUCACGGACAGCAGAUUUUUGUUGAAAGGGUAGGUUAGCAAACCGAUGGGGAGUCAAAACAUUGAAACAAUCUUUGCUGUUUGUAUACUGCCCUAAAUAAACGGAGCAGAUUUGUGUCAUUUAGAUAUCUCUCCAUCUGUGUUUCAGGCUAAAAAUGAUCCUUUCAAAAAAGAGGGGCCCAAGAAUGAAGCAGAGGACAAAGGAGGCUCCAGCAAAUCAAGUGAUAAACGAACUUCCACAGGGAUGAAAUCAACCAACAAGUGGGUGAAAGAAACCAAUGAAAAUAUGAACCAUUUUUAGAUUGAAAGCACAUGUAACCCAUUUCUUCCUCUCCAUGUGUAGAGCACAGACAUCUUCCAAAAAAGAAGACAAGAAAUUAGAUAAAGCUUCAGAGAAGGACAAAGAUGCAUCCAAGAAACAGGAGGCCAAAAGUGGAAAAUCAGAUUCUGUUUCUUCUAAUUCAGGACCAGAUUCAAAGAAGGAUGACAGAAAGCAUGGGAGUAAGUUUUUACCCAGUUUGAUCCUGAAUUUUUAAUGGUCUGUUGUAUUUCACAGUGUCUGUUCGGUAGAUAUUCACUGAACUUUUUAUUUCCAGGGACCAAGAGUCCAGGCAGGAUGAUGGUGCCACAUUAUGCUAAAGGAGAGUCUAACUUUAACAAAAUGAGACCUUUCAGAAAGGGAAGGUAUUUUGAUAAAGUAAGACCUUUAUUUGUAUUCUGUUUUCUGAUUUGAUUCAAAAUAAUCUGUUGAACAUAUUUUAUUUUAAGUGCGAUUGUAUAUGUUCCUUUUUUUCAGCCUUUUAUGAACAUGAAUGUCCAAAGGAAGCCAAAAUGGUUGAUCCCUCCAGAAGAGGUACGAAACUUUGAUACCAAGUGUUUGUGUUUAAUAUUUUUGAUACCGUGAGCCUUUUCUAACCCUUUAUUUUGUUUUUGACUCUUAGUUUAAGAUGAUGAAAGAGAGACAGCGGCCUUUCAUAAACAAAGGGGAAGACAUUUUGCCUUUUGAGAAGAUGAAGGAGCAGCGAAUGCGUGAACGGAUGGCUCGUGCAGAGCGUGUUCGUCGGGCGGUGGAGUUGCGCAGGUUGUUUUCAGCAGUUGAUAGUCAAAACACAUUUCAUCAAAAUAUGUUUCGAUGCUUUUAUUGUUUAGUGAUCCUCCGGUUUUAAGCUAAAGGUGUGUUUGGUUUUUAGGCGCCGUGAAAUUGCUGAACGAGAACGCAGGGAGCGUGAACGUGUCCGGCUUUUGCGAGAACACGAAGAACGGGAAAAUCUGCUCCGGGAGCGCCAGAGACUGGAAAUGGAGAGACAAAAACUGGAGAGAGAGCGCCUUGAGAGGGAAAGACUUGAGAGAGAGAGAAUUCGUAUAGAACAGGUAGAAAGAUAACCUCAUUUUCACAUUAAAGGCUCGAGUCCAUCUGAUCUAUAACUUCAUCAAAUAUGUAACUAAGGAUUUUUGUCAUGAAACUGUCACAAGCAAGCUCAGUCAGUCAUGAAGAGAUUUUUAUUUGCAUUUAUUUCUUCAUGAGAGGAUAGUAGAAAUUGCAUUUCAGGUGUCUAAGAUACACAUAUUAAUUGGUGAAUUGGAAUAUUCUCUCUUUGAGGAACGACGCAAAGAGGCUGAGCGAAUGGCACGUGAACGCGAGGAGCUGAGGAGGCAGCAGGAGCAGCUCCGGUGUGAGCAAGAAAAGAGAAACAAUCUCAAAAGAGGCCGUGAAGUGGACCACAGGUUGGUACACUUUUCCGUACAUUCCCCUCAGAAGUUUGACGAAGGUUAAACUUAGUGGACUUUUGAGGAAUAGAUUCACAAGCUCUUUUUAAAAAAAAAAAAAAAAUCAUAGUAUUGACUAUAUCCCGAGGAUUGAAGUGUGGUUUUCUGUGCUCAUAUCUCAUGAGGUUUAUCUAUAUCUUACGUUUUAGUCGGCGAGAGGAACCUUAUUGGAACGGCAACAAGAAGAUGCAGUCAGACUCUGAAGUUCGUUUAAACCAGGGGUCAAACUUCAACCGACAGCAGAACCGCUUUUCAAACUUCACUCCUCGAGAGCGGGGUCGCUUCCCAGAAGCUGGUGCUGAGCAGCCAAACACAUAUGACCGGUUGGUAAAAUCAGGAUUCCUUGUUCACUUCAAGUAACACAUCCAGGUUGAGACCAGUGUUUAAGACGUAUUAACACCUAAUGUUAGGGUUGUACAUUUGUAUUGUACUUUUGUCAACUGUACUCAUGUUUGUCCUUGGCCUUAUUCAGCUGGCUAUUUUAGCUUAUGAUGUGACCUACUCUGUUUUUUGUUUUGUCCAGACGUAACCGGUUCGAUGGUGAGCCAGAGGUCAAGAAAAGCCGCCCUGGACCUCAUCGGGAGAGCUCCGGCUUUGAUCGUUUCCCCAAGAACUUUGACACCGUUCGCAGAGCUGAACCCCACCCUCCACCACGUACAGCACUCCGAGACACCGACCGGAGGGAAAGAGACGAGAGGCGGCUUGUGCCUAUGCAUGAUCGCCCAAUGGGAGCAAGAGCUACAAUGCCUGGCAUGUCACACAAUCGCUCACCGAGGGAUGGAGGGCACGGAUGGAAAAACGAGGGUGGGAUGAACACUAACAAGGGAGAUCUACGGUAAAAAAAUAAUCAAACUGCAUUGCCACUUGACUGUUUUUUUUCCUUUUAAAUAAUCAAAAACUAAUUCAUGUUUUUGUUUCAAAUCUUUCUUGGGUAGAGGACCCAUGCGCAUGCGUACAGAUCGACCAGGCAGAGAUGGUCCAGGCCCCUCACUUAGAGGAGGGUCCUCCAGCGGCCAAGGAAGAAGCAACUUCAAUGACCGAGGUGGAGGGAGAUCAAUGGCGAUGGGUGAUCAGGUCUGUUAACCUCCUGACAAAGAGUCACAGUGCACUUAGAGAUACCACGUGGUGUUUAGAUAAAAUAAUGAUUUAGCAUUAUGCUACCUGCAGAUCCACUCAGUGAUCUGCAAACCCAAAUAAGGAUCCUGCACCUUUAAAAUGUUUUUAAUAAUAUCGUCAGCUGACAUGAACACAGUAAAACACAUUAUUUUCAGGAAUCACAGCAACAGUUUUGACAAGUAAAGUUGCAAAAAUGACCAAGCAGCUAGUCAUCAUUAGGACAGCCAGCUGCAAUUUAGCCAAGCUGCAGGGGUCUGUGUUUUUAUUUUGUCCUUUUAACAGAAUUAGGUCUGUAGAUACAAUAGUCAAAUGAGAAAGGCGGGGAAGGUGACUUUUUUUUUUAAGGUUGUGUUACAGUCUGUCCUGCAUUACAACAACACAGUGUUGAUGUGUGGCGCCAAAUAAGUCAUGCUAAAAUAUCUGAAAUUUGUAGGAUAUUCAUAAAAGGUAUCCAGGAAUUUGAGUUCGAAUCUAUUAUUAGUCAUUUAUCAAACAAAAUUAAAGUUUGAGGACAAUGUGCUGAGUAAUUGGAGUUUGUCACAAGCAGUAUCUAAAUCAAAACUAAUUCUCUUGAUGACUUUUUAUAUGUUAGAUUACUUUUUCACAAAAUUAGUAAUGCUUUUCUAGAGUUAAUAAAAGCUGCCACUGACUUAGAACCUCUCUUGUUUACAGCCGUUCAGCUCUGGUCGACAGGUGGUGGUGGAGCGUCACGGCAGGGAGCAGGGCCUGAGGAAGGAUUGGCACAGUGGGUCCAGCUCCCAGGGUGGGGGCUACCCUGAUAACCGCAGAAUGGGAGACACCCGGGGCAGCAUGAUGUCUCCUUCCAGGUAUGCAUCUUCAGAUGACUUCAUCAUUUGAAUCCCUGUUUUGAGCUGUUUUACACUCUGGUGUCGUCCCUCUUUUCUGCAGUCAUUCUUCAUCCGGGCUGAACCGAAUUGUACAGAUCACCAACAACUCCAUUCCCAGCAGUGGCAGCGUGGGCGGAUUCAAGCCCUACAAAGGAGCACCACGGCAGUACUAACUGAAAACCAAAUCCUGCCACUCAAAAGCACCUGAAAGUUUGAGGACUUUUUUCAACUUAUUUUUAGAAUAUGGACUGUUUUAGGUGGUACGUUAUUUUAUUUUGUAUAGAAAAGUCUUUACCUCAGUGUAGGGUUUUCCUGACAGUUUUGCUGUUACAUUUAAACAACCUCCUGCACAUGUUUUACUUUGUCUUUACAAAGAUACUGUAUAGACCCUUUGCCUUUGUAAUAAGUUUUCAAGUGAUGUUACCGAUGUCUCCUCUGAUUGGGUGUUGUAUGUAUAUUUUCAAUAGCGUAGUAUCACACUCAGUUUACUGUGUAAUGUUUUAUUUUGGUGUAUUAUAGCUUUCCUAAAGUGUCGGGGAUCAUCACUUAGUUGGAUGCUUCCCAGUGAUGAAGUGGAUGACGUAGGACUUGUUUUUGAGAGUCAUUUGUUUUGAUGUUUUUGUUUUGUAACUAUGAGUGAAACCUACUUAAAGUCAAACUAAACAUGCCUGUGUUGUAGCAAAAUACCUCCCAUCGACUAUGAGUUGGAUUGAAUUAAACUUUGACUUAAGUA